AGGAAUAAAUAGAUAGAAGUAGGGAAAAUAAGGUAAAAUAGACGAUAAAUUCCUGUGUUUCCGUGUGGACUUGGCAACAGUGUGUGUAGGCCGUGACGUCACAGCUUAUCAUCAACAAUGGCACGUCACUUCAAGGAGCAGGACAUUGAUGAGUUCCGCGAGUGCUUCUCUCUGUAUGCACGCCAUGGUACCAUCCGCACCCUAGACCAGCUGACGGUGAUCAUGCGCUCCCUCGGCCUCAGCCCCACCAUCGCCGAGCUCAAGACUUACUUCAAGGACAAGGGUGGCAAGAUGAGCUUUCCGGACUUCCUUGAGAUCAUGCACCAACACAGCCAGGUGGAGCGCAUCCCCGAGGAGAUCCUAGCGGCCUUCCAGGGGCACGACCCCAAGCGCACUGGCUCCAUACCCGCCCGGGAGCUGCGCCACAUCCUGCUGCAGUGGGGCGAGCGUCUCAGCCACAAGGAGGUGGAGCAAAUAUUCCGAGAGGCCAACAUCUCCCCAAACGGAAUGGUGCGCUACAAGGAUUUCUGCCGCAUCGUGUGUGCCCCCGUGCCUGACUACUACUAGCAAACACCAUACUAGCCCACCACUACUAGCUCUUGACUACUACCAGCCUCGUUCAGUCUAAGGAGGGAAAGCCAUGUUGAAGGAUUGGCUGUUAAAAUUGUCAUCGGCUAGUAAAAUCAACUCCAGCAAUGUCGGAUAAUACUAAUGAUAUAAAGCAAGGCAGGUCAGUUGGAUUUAUUUUAUUUUAUUUUUUUCUUGUGUUUGUAGUUUUGAUUUUUUUCCCAUUUUGCCGGAGGUGUAGUCUGCAGGCAUGAUGUUUGUUUUGUUUGUUUAGUUUUGGGGUUUUAGUUUUGUUAUUCUUCCUCGUAGAUUUGUUUUUUAUGGGUUUCUUUGAUUUCAUGUCGUUAGUUUUAUCUGUAGUGGGUUGUGAUGUGUAUGGUUUGUGAUUUUUUUUUCUUUAUCUCCUUUUUGUUCUAUGUUGAUUGUUGAUUCUUUAACUUUCUGGUCAGUAGUUUUUAUGUUACUAACCCUACAUUCACUACUACUUAAGUUACUCUCCAUCUGCAGAAAGAGAAAAUAUUAUGGUACUUAAACUUUUCAUUGUUGUAUCUCGCAUUCAAUUAAACUUAGGAUACUCUAUGGUCACAGAAAAAGAGAGAGGUCAUGAUAUUUAUUUGCUUGUUACUCGUACAUUUUCUCCUCUCUUUGUUACUAUACAUCUACAAUAAAAGAGGUUAUGAUACUUACAUAUUCUACUUCUUGUUAUCACUACAUUCCCUGCUUUCUGUGUUACUUUACGGCUACAGAAAAAAGAGGUUAUGAUACUUAUAUAUUUUACUGUUUCUUACUUCACAUUUCCUCGCCUCACUCAUUCCUUGACCUGGUAGCUGCGGGGAUCAUGUUUCUUUAAGGCCCCUCUAAGCGAGAAUAAUGAGAAAAAAUCAUCACUCACGCAAACCAUUUCAUAAUAUAUAUCAACGCUUUUGUGAUCAGUUUAUGCAUCUAUUUUUUGGGGUUUAUAUCAUGGCAAAAAUCUGUCCCGUCGCUGGUACAUGGUAAAGUCACAAAUUUGGCCCGUCACUGGUACCGGGAUAAUGGUCACAGAAAAAGAUGGUGUAAUUCUAAUAUUUUGCUGUAUUACCAUUAUGUUCCUUACUGUCUACAUUACUUUACAGCUACAGAAAAAGAUAUUAUGAUACUUAAGCAUUUUACUUCUUGUUACUUCAUAUUUCCUCACUGUCUUCAUUACCCUAUGACUACAGAAGGAGUUUAUGAUACUAUAUUUUACAUAAGAAUGUAAGGAGUCUGUAUGAGGCUGGAAAGCUUUAACGAGGCAGCUUAUAUUCUUUUUGUUAAUCAUACAUUCCCUUAAGUCCUUGUUACUGUAAGAGAGAUUUUAUGAUAACUUAUUUUGCAGCUACUAAGAGGGUUGUUACAAACUUUGACGAGUGAUUUAUAGUUUCGCCGAGAGGUUGUGUCCAUUGUAGUUCCUUGUUAGAGUGUAUUAUGUGUGACUGUUGAUAUUGAGGUUACAAACAUAUUUCUUGUCUAUAGUCUUUCAAAUAUGUCGAAGCCAGUCUGGCGUAGGCUCCCGCGGGUCUUUUCCUCCCCUCUGCUUUGCCACACAGUCCCAACACCUAUCUCUUCCUCUCAUAUGCAAGCUAUAGGUAACGGAAAAAAUAGGUGUUGGGAGUGUGUGGCAGAGCAGAGGGGAGAAAUGGACAUGUGGGAGCCAACGCCUAAACGGACUCGACAAUUUGGUUUCCCUAUAAUUCAGGCAGCUCAUGUGUACUUUUUUAUGCAUGUUUGUGUAUGUGUGUGUGUGUGAAGUGAUUCUGUGCCUUAAACUUCUUGAUUCUCUUGUUUAAGGUUGGUAGAACAAAAUAUCUUUCAAAAUGACUUUCUGUGCCUUAAAUUUCUUGAUUUUCUUGUUUAAGGUUGGUAGAGCAAAAUAUCUUUCAAAAUGACUUUCUGUGCCUUAAAUUUCUUGAUUCUCGAUGAAAAUAACUUCCUGUAGAGUUUUACAAUUAGGAAAGUUGGGACCAAAUUAUGUAACCGUUAUUUUCAUGGUGCAGUGGUUAUCAUGCUUGCCUCACAACCGAGAGCUCCCGGGUUUCAUUUUAAGGAUUAUUGAAGAGGGAAGGACAGUCUCUAUUCAUCUGUGCUUCCUGUCCAUGCAGAAAUGAAUGGUUUUGAGUGUCAGUCAAGGGAAUUUUAUAAUUCAAUUUAUCACUUUAUUUAUCAAUUUUAUUACCUCUGACAUCACAUUCUUAACUCUCUUUACCAGGGAAGCAGUUGGGAAGCUCUUUUUUUUUUUUUUUUUUUUAAUUUUUUUUAUGGCAUUUAGUUGUUUCCAUUAAUGCAUAAAAAUAAAAAUAAAACACUUUGCAGAUUAAUUUUGUGAAAAUGCAUAAUUUAUGAGUAAGUAUCAGACCUAUUUAACUUAUGAAUCAGUUCUAUAACUGCAUAACCUUAAGAAUCAGAUUUAUAAGAAAUUAGAUAUCCAUAAAGUAUCAGGUAUCUAUGGCAGCUUUUGAUGAACUAAGUAUAAAAGAAGUCAUAAAUAAGGUUACAGAUACAUAAGGGAAUUUGAAACCCCCUUACUUAGAGUUUGAUUCCACUUCAAGCAUUUAUAUCUACCGUGUAAGUGAUUUUGUAUGUUACGAAACGACCGAAACAUCCUGCUUGAAUCCCCUAUAAUUAAGAGUCAAAUUCCACUUCCAUCAUUCCUGUAUAUCGUGUGAGUUAUUUUGUAUGCUACGAAAUGAGGGAAACAUCUAUUGAAACUCAUUUACUUAGAGUUGGAUUCCACAUCAAACACUCCUUUUUACCGUAUAAGUGAUUUUGUAUGUUACGGAAUGAGGGAAACAUCUAUUUGAAACUCAUUUACUUAAGAGUUGGAUUCCACAUCAAACACUCCUUUUUAACGUAUAAGUGAUUUUGUAUGUUACGAAAUGAGGGAAACAUCUAUUGAAACUCAUUUACUUAGAGUUGGAUUCCACAUCAAACACUCCUUUUUAACGUAUAAGUUAUUUUGUAUGUUAUGAAAUGAGGGAAACAUCUAUUGAAACUCAUUUACUUAGAGUUGGAUUCCACAUCAGACACUCCUUUUUACCGUAUAAGUGAUUUUGUAUGUUAUGGAAUGAGGGAAACAUCUAUUUGAAACUCAUUUACUUUGAGUCAGAUUCCACGUCAAACACUCCUAUUUAUCGAAUAAGUGAUUUUGUAUGUUACGAAAUGGGUGAAACACCUCCGUGAAUAUACAAUGAACAGUCCACA
Eriocheir sinensis (Chinese mitten crab) is the source of this 3786-nucleotide messenger RNA. RefSeq names its product calmodulin-like protein 4. The transcript has 6 exons. The coding region runs from base 118 to 567 and encodes 149 amino acids. Lineage: Eukaryota; Metazoa; Arthropoda; Malacostraca; Decapoda; Varunidae. Gene Ontology annotation, cellular component: myosin II complex. The record is from RefSeq and is a predicted model, not a curated record. Gene Ontology annotation, molecular function: calcium ion binding.